Molecule: messenger RNA, 1366 nt
Organism: Myxozyma melibiosi
Lineage: Eukaryota; Fungi; Ascomycota; Lipomycetes; Lipomycetales; Lipomycetaceae
Exons: 3
Coding region: 73-1119 (348 amino acids)
Molecular function (GO): mRNA binding
Source: RefSeq, a predicted model, not a curated record
CGGACUCGCUCAAAAAUAAAGAAUCGCAGCUCAUCUCGAAUUCUCUAAACUUCACAACACAAAUAAACAGCCAUGUCGAAUUUCAACAACACUAUUCCAAACCCGACUAAAAAUGCUCCGGGAGUCAGUAGUACUCCACUUGCGUUCAAGCCCAGACAGGUCGCGAAGCCCGCCAGCUCGACGACGACGACGUACUCCGCCGCGCCAGUUAUCUCGAGACCGCCGGUGAUUUCUACCAGCGCCGCCACUAUUUCCGCGCCGCCUACUCUGAAUAGAGGUGUGGGUGGUAUUUCGUCGCCGUCAUCGGCUGGAGCGAGUCCGGCUGCCAGAUCUGGAUUUCAGAGGGCGUUCGCGCCUAUCGGGUCGUCGUCGGCGUCACGCAGUGGGGGAAGCGCGAUUGGAACUUCACGGCCGUUCAGCAGCGUCAACAGUGGCAGCAGCAGUAGCAAUACAAGCCGAUUCAGUUCACCCGCUCCAACUAUUGGGAGCACAGCGCAGACGAAAGGGUAUUCUCACGACAUGCUCGAUCAGGCGAACAUAGCGCAGCAGCAGUCUGCGUAUAUUCCUCAACAUAUGCGAUCUUCCACUCCAUCCUCAGGCGCUUCGGGAUCCAACAACAGCUACGCCGCGAGUACUAGUGGCGCAGCUGACGGCUCUGGGGAUCAUAAGAGUUUGUAUGAAGUAGGUCCUGACGGCAAGCGUGUGACUGUGAUUCGCGAAGGCGGCGGCCGGAAAUGGGAAGACCCGACUCUUCUCGAAUGGGACCCGACGCAUUUCCGAUUAUUCGUCGGAAACCUAGGCGGCGAUGUCUCAGACGAGACCAUGAAGAAAGCGUUCGUCAAGUACCCUUCAAUGUCGCGAGCGCGCGUCAUCCGCGAAAAGGUAUCAGGCAAGACAAAGGGCUACGGGUUUGUGGCGUUCAAGGAUCCGGACGAUUACUUUCGUGCGUUCAAGGAGAUGAAUGGGAAAUAUAUUGGUUCGCACCCGAUUUUGCUGCGGAAAGCGAAUACGGAGAUCAAGGCGAAAACCGUCAAGAGCAAUAAGCCGUAUGAGAAGGCUACCGAUGAUAUUUUGAAAGCUUCAUUACACAGUUCAAAGAUUCACAAAAAGAAGCGAUGAGCGAGAUGCUGCACAGAAAAUCUCCCCUACCAGGAUCUAAUCACGAUGUAACCUCAGAUAGCGAUUCUUCUACCAGUGUGUUUAUUCAAAAAAGAAACUAGUGGGUUCGCAGAUGCUGGAGGAUGGAUUGGGUCGAGUGCUUUGUCGAUGACGGUUUAAAAUUACUUGAUCUAAUCUGCGUUUUCUUUUCUCUUGCCCAUUUUUGUAUGAUAUGGCUUGAUGUAUAAUAGAUAAAUUAAUUAUUAAA